AUGAGCGCUCCAACCACAUUUACAAAUCUAACUUUAGGAGGUUUCAUUAUUUUCUCAUUGUUUGGAAUUGCAGUAUCCACUAAGUAAGAAUUAAGCAUAUAAAGCUAAAUUCAUAUAACAAUAUUGAAGCUUCUUUUAGUAAUAGUGUUUGUAGUGAAAGCUUAUGAAGGAUUCUAUAAAAAAAAGAAUGAGAAACAAGUUAUUAUAAAGUCACCAUAUAAACAAAUAAAUUUUAAUGCUUUUGAGAGGAAUUAAGAAUUUAUUUAAUAGCCAGAAUAUAGAGGUAUAUUGUAUUAAUAUUAUGAUUAAGUUUAAUAAUCAGAAAUGAUUCAUACUCAAUCAGAAUCUGUUGAAAGACAAUUUCCAAAAGAAAAGGAAAGAAUAUUAAGUAAGGAAUAAAGAAAGAAUAAUAUGAAGAUGCGUAAUAUAUUUGAUCAUUAUACAAAUCAGAUUUUUUGCAAGAAUGUGAUAAUGGGGAAUGGCAAAUGCCAUACAAAAAUGGAUCAAAUAGACAAUUUUAUGCUGAUGAUACUAGAUCAUAAUAUAGUUUGGCUUAAACUAUGUCUUAUUAAUAAGUUCAAACAUUAGGAAAAAGUAGCAGCUAUAAUAAUAAAUAAUAAAGUGGUACUCCAGAUUAUGAAAUUCAAUAGAAAAUUAAACAUACAGAAGCAAUUUUAUAAAAAUUAAUUAAAAAAAUGAGUGAUGCUCAUUAAAAAGCAGAAGAAUUAUUUAUGAAAUCAUUUAUUCCAACAUUUGUUAAAGAAUUUUAAGAUCAUCUUGUAAAUGUGAAUAGAAUGAUGAAAGAGCAUUUUUAAUAAAAAAUAAUAGAAAUAGAUAUCUUUUUUGCAAAUAAACCUUAUGAUAUUAAUUCAAAUAAACAUGAGAAAUCUAUUGGAUUUAAAAGUGUCUCAAUGGAAGAUGUUUUCUUUCUUAAAAAUUAAAUUAAGAGUAGAUCUAGAGAACCAAUAAGAGCACCAACAAAUGUUGAUAAAUUUACAAAAGAAAAAGCAGAAUUUAUAAAGGAAUGUGAUCUUUUGGAAUUAUUUUGUAAUAUUUUAGAUGUAACAUUAAUUAACAGAAAAAUAAUUAAUGAUAAAAAACUAUUCUUAACUAAAUUAAUUGAUUUUUCAGAAAAUAAUUGUAAACCUUAAUAUCUUACAGAUGGUUUGAAUGAUAGAAUGAUUAGCGAUUAUGAAGUAAAAUUAUAUUAAUAUUAAGUUACUCUUUACUAUUUUUAUUAAUGUUUUAUUAAAAUGUGUUAAAUAUGAAAAAUAGAAAUAUAGUAAGGAGAAUAAUGAAAUUAAUUUAAAUGCAUUAAAAUCAAUUGAAAUAAGUUUAAUUGGAAUUGAAAGUUUAGGAAAUACAGAAUUAGAAUUAAUUAAAUAAAAUGAACCUAGUAAUGGAUAAGUAAAAUAAAAUGAAUCUUUAAAUGGUAAUCAAUAACAAAAAUAAAGUGAAUAGAUUAAGUAAAAUAUAUAUAAUAUAAAUUAGAAAUCUAAUUAUCAAUCAAAAAUUAGAAUAAUAUGUUUCUGAACCUCAAUUUCAUUAUUAUAGUGAUUGUAUAGUCAAAGCUUUAACAAAAGAGAAAGAGAUUAAGAAAGUUAAAUAAGAGUAUAUAUUAUAUACUCCUAGAGUAAUAAGUUUAAAUUAAUUUAUCUUAGGAUUAAAAUUCAUUGUUUUAUUUAAUAAGUUAUUAUCUACUUCAUUUGUUGAAUGUUCCAAAAUAACAUUGGUAAUAAUUAUAAUAAAUGGAAAUGGAUUAAAAAAUGAUAAAAUGCUUAAUUAGAAUGGCUAAAGAUUUUUCAUAUUUAGUGGCAAAUGUGUGA
Molecule: messenger RNA, 1826 nt
Organism: Paramecium primaurelia
Lineage: Eukaryota; Ciliophora; Oligohymenophorea; Peniculida; Parameciidae
Source: the annotation of a GenBank genome assembly